Molecule: messenger RNA, 3274 nt
Organism: Pogoniulus pusillus (Red-fronted tinkerbird)
Lineage: Eukaryota; Metazoa; Chordata; Aves; Piciformes; Lybiidae
Gene: ZNF395
Product: zinc finger protein 395
Exons: 10
Coding region: 6-1598 (530 amino acids)
Biological process (GO): regulation of transcription by RNA polymerase II
Cellular component (GO): nucleus
Molecular function (GO): RNA polymerase II cis-regulatory region sequence-specific DNA binding; DNA-binding transcription factor activity
Source: RefSeq, a predicted model, not a curated record
CGAGCAUGUGGGGAGGUUGUUUACACCAGUCCGGCCCCGGGAGCUUUAACCCGGCCGGCGGCGAGGCGCGGAGCGCGGGUCCCCGGACGCUCGUGUCCAAGAUGGCAAGCGUGCUGUCCAGGCGCCUGGGGAAGCGCUCUCUGCUUGGCACCCGUGUCUCUGCCCCUGACGCCUUGGCUGAUGGGGUGCUGGUGACCACCCACAUCCCUGGCUUACAGACUGACCUUGUCCGGGCAUCUGCCCACAUGGUGCUGCAAGAGGAUGGAUCCUGUGUGCCAGCAGUGGAGGAGAGCAACCAGGCACCCAGGUUCCCUGGCCACCGGCAGCUCUGUGCUGGACAGCAAGUCCUCCUUACCUACAGUGGGCAGGAAGCUGCAGGCCUUGCGGAGCAGCACAACCAGCUGAGCGAGAAGGUGAAGGUGCUGCUGCCGGAGCAGGGCUUGCAGACAUGCUGGAGGGCGCAGGACGUGCGGCCGGCCGCGCUGCAGCCCCCUGCCCUGCCUGCAGCCAGCGGUGCCAGCGCUGCAGAGGUGCUGCAGAGAUCUGUCUCCAGCAGCAUCGACGUCCCCAAGAGGAAAGCUGACGCUGCUGUGGAGAUGGAUGAGAUGGUGGCAGCCAUGGUGCUGACGAGCCUGUCCUGCAGCCCUGUGGUGCAGAGCCCUCCCGCUGGCGAGAGCGGCAUCCCCUCCUCACGGACUGCCUGCGACCCCUGGAAGGAGAGUGGUGACGUCUCUGACAGUGGCAGCAGCACCACCAGCGGGCACUGGAGUGGGGGCAGUGAUAUCUCCACCCCUUCUCCCCCUCAUCCUGCCGGCAGCCCCAAAUACACCAGCGAGGCACUGAGCUCUCCCCAGGCUGAUGAUGGUUUUGAGACCGACUCCGACCCCUUUCUCCUCAAUGAACCUGCCCCACGCAAGAGAAAGAACUCGGUGAAGGUGGUGUACAAGUGCCUGUGGCCAAGCUGUGGCAAGGUCCUGCGCUCCAUUGUUGGCAUCAAGAGGCACGUCAAGACUCAGCACCUUGGGGACAGUGUAGAUUCUGACCAGCACAAGCGGGAGGAGGAUUUCUACUACACUGAAGUGCAGGUGAAGGAAGAGACUGUGCCAGAGGUGGUGGCCACUGCCAGCCCCACAUCUGUGUCGGCUCCCAUCAUCAUCCAGCAAGCCCUUACAAAGCCAGAGGCACUACUGGUUGAGCAGCCGAUGCUGGAGCCCACCCUGGCCAGCAGCACCCUGAGCCAGUCAGCACCCAGCUCCUUUUGGCACAUCCAAGCUGAUCAUGCCUACCAGGCAUUGCCCUCGAUCCAAAUUCCAGUGUCCCCUCACAUCUUCACCAGCAUCAGCUGGGCCACUGCCACUUCGACUCUCCCAUCCCUGUCACCAGUGCGGAGCCGGUCGCUCAGCUUCAGCGAACCCCAGCCACCAACGACGAUGCUCAAGUCCCACCUGAUCGUCGCCUCACCCCCCAGAGUGGCCAUCAGCACCAGGAAAGUCCGCGGCGAAGCCAAGAAGUGCCGUAAGGUGUACGGCAUCGAGCACCGGGACCAGUGGUGCACAGCCUGCCGGUGGAAGAAAGCCUGCCAGCGCUUCCUGGACUGAAGGCAGCGCCGUGCUGCCGCGUCCCUCCCCUGCUCCUGCCUGGGGAGCACCGGAGUCCCUCACUGCUGCAACCAAGGACCUCGGAGGUACCUCCUGAGAGCCCAGAAGACGCCUCCAGAGCUGCGUGUCAAUUCCUCCUCCUGCCUGUUGUACGUCUGCUGGGUUCGCUCUGUUUGUACACACCUCUUGUUCCAGCGUCUCGGUUUCGUUUGGGUUUUAAACCUGAAGAAAUGUCUCCCCUUGUAGCUGGGGCUGGGAGGGAGGGAAGGAAGUGGCUUCCUUUUGGCUUCCAGGUGAGAUUGUAGGCAAUCUGGUGACCAAAGAGCUUCCUGCGUCUCCCAGAUCGGCCCUAAAAUCUCCUGAGCUAUCACAGCGUGGCUGGGGUGAGACGUCGAAGCAGCUCCCUUUGUCCUUUGACUACCUAGAAAGCACAAAUCCCUUGUGCCCUUCAAGGGAGGGGGUUGGUUAAUGGCUUUAAAUAAGCUAUUCAUUAAUAGCUUUAAAAAGGCAAAUGUGCUUUGAUUGCAAGUGGGGUGGGCUCAGUUCUUGGGGCAGAAAGUGGAGGUUUCUCUGCCCUUCUGCUCGCGUCAUGUCACACCAGCAACUCGAGCCUGCACAUGCCUCUGCUCUGUUCCAACAUGUCAGUUUUGAAGGCAUUUAAGGGAAAAGAAGAACCUCACUGAAGGCAUUUUUUAAUUGGGGAAACUAUGGGAAUUUCUGGAACAAAACCUGGUGCUCCUCACUUCAAGGCUUGAGGUCAGCUUAGCUCCCUGAAACAUCUACAACAUGGCCCUUGCUGUGUCUUUCAAAACCAGGCUGAGCAGGUUUGUUCAGUUAACGAUUCCACUAGUAAAGGCAGGAGGGAGGAGUGGGAAGGGCUUUCCCUUAGCAUCCAAGCACUUCAGUAUCUGCUGCAGAAUCCCACUGAGCCUGGUGGGAGUCACUUUUGGAUGUAAAGCAGGUAUUUACACGUCCCAGAUCCCCUGUCACCGUCACGGCUAUUCUGGCCUGCCGAGGUGUUGCACUCGAUGCCAAGCCACGUUGCCCUGUUGGCUUUUUCCCCUCACUAGGGCAGCAGCCAUUUGGAUUGGCAUCAUUUUUUGCUGUGCUUUUGAUAAUCAUAAGCCAGAACCCACAGCUGUUGAGUUGGGAGCAAUGCCUGCCCUGGGUGGUUUUAAGGACCCUCUUCCAUGACUCAACUUCUCAGAGCAAAUUAAGUGGCUCAGAGUCUAUUAUCACUCCUGGAUCACCAUGAGGCCUCUUGAAGGUGGGCAGGCAAAGCAGGUUGAGAUACACAUAUAUGUGCUCCUGGUGCUUGUCACUGUGUCUGGGUAUUGUUUGUGGUCUUCAUUUGUGAUUUUGUACAUCUUCAGCAUCCCACAACCUGAUCUUUAUCCUGGUAUCCAGCCAGCAGAUGGAAAACUUAGCUGCUGGAAAACCAGGAGCUAACGCUGCUGAGCAGGAUGCAACCCCUGUGGGGUUACAUCUAGGCAGCUCUAGCUCCAAUCCCAGGGAGGAGAAGAGGUUUUGUCCCUUGAGAGCUUCUCACUUUAGCUCCAAUCCCAGGGAGGAGAAGAGGCUUUGUCCCUUGAGAGCUGCUUGCUCUAGCUCCAAUCCCAGGGAGGAGAAGAGGUUUUGCCCCUUGAGAGCUGCUUGCUCUAGCUCCAAUCCCAGGG